UAAAAGAACAUUGCUUAAAAAUUCUUGGUGUUUCGGUUCUAAAGAAUUUCAACUUCCUUUGUUUGUUAGCUGCUUAUUUUUUUAUCUCAACGCGUCAAAUUGCCUUUCAAUACCUUCCCGUUUUCAUGCUAUCGUUUGACUUGGAACGAUAUGAAAUAGCCGUUUUGAUGUCCAUAUUUGGCAUAUGGCUCACCAUCGGUCAACUUUGCAUUGGUUUUAUUGUCGAUCUCCUUCAUUUAAACAGCAAAAUCGUGUUUGUGCUUUCCCAGGCGGUCAUUGGAGCCACCGCUAUCUGCAUUCCACACUGCCACACAUACGUACUACUUGCUUUCGUUCUAAGUCUAAUUGGCCUCACAGCAGGAUUUACAGGCUCUCUACGGCUGCUCAUUACGACUGAAGUCACGGGUAGGGAGAAGUGUAAGGAAGGAUUCUCCAUGAUAAACCUUAUCACUGGAAUCGUUUUCUCUGUCGGUUCACCCUUAUUUGGAUUGCUGUAUGAUGUAACGAAAUCAUUGAAACUUGUCUUCUACAUAAGCGGAUCGUGCCAGUUGUUGGCAGUUGCCUGCAUCUUUAUUAUUUGUAAAUUCAUUCCAAAUAUGUCCUUUAACUCCGUACAACAUGAACCAGUUCUCAAAGAUGUGGAAAGUUAUCAGAAACGACCAGCGCCACUAGAUGGAGGCUGGGGAUGGGUCGUCUGUUUUGCUGCAGCCUCUCUCGCUUUCAUUGUAAAUGGACUGACAAGUUCUUCUGGAAUAUUCCUUAUUGGUCUCACCAGAAUCUUUGACGACCCAGUAUCGAAGCUGUCUUUAAUCGGAGCACUAUUAAGUGGACUCAGUAUGCUUGCAGCUCCAGUUGCCAGUAUGUUGUUGGUUUACUUUAGCCAUCGGACAGUGAUCAUAUUAGCAGGUCUUCUGGGUUUCAUAGGAGCUGUAUUGGGAGCAUUUUCGACCAGUAUCGAUAUGAUGAUAGCUACAUAUGGCCUCAUAGCAGGUGUGUCACUUGGAAUGUCAUUUUUCACGGGGCAAAUCAUUGCAGGAUUCUAUUUUGAAAAGAAGCGUGCUCUGGCAAUAGGAAUAUCGAAUUGUGGUGGUGGAAUGGGGAUACUAGUGGCCAACAUGUUAGUUGAGUACCUCAUAGAGUUUUAUGGACCGAGAGGGACAUUGCUUCUUAUUUCAGGGGCUCUUUUGAAUAUUGUUGUUUUUGGAUCGCUUUGCCGACCCCUGCAAUAUGCCUACAAAAAUGUUGAGCAGAAAGAAUCUAAAGACGGAACCAACCAAACUUCUGUGAUGGAAGAUGAAGAAUCUCACAACACAGGAAGCACCAGAGAGAGAAGGAUCCGAAACGAGAGAUUCAUAAUGUUAAAAGAGACGCAGAACGUGGAGAGUCUUUCAACAGCAGAUAAAAAUGGUCUCAAUGGCGAAUGCAUUGUCAGGAACCGGAAAGAUGAGAGAUCGUUGGCGAAGCGCUGCUCAAAUAUAAUUGGUGUUGAACUUUUUAAAAAUGUUAACUUUGUGUUACUGAUGUUGUCCUAUGGCUUUUGGGUGUUAAGUAUAACCGCGAUAAUAUAUAUGCCACCUCUCUGUGUUUGGUCGUUUGGCAUGACUCAAAAGAAGUCCGCCAUUUUAAUGUCACUUCUCGGAUUAUUCACAACAAUCGGUGAAUUCUUACUUGGUGUGUUUGUUGAUCUGCUUCACUUUGGUACCAAGAACAUGUACAUCUUCUCUCUGCUAAUAUCCUCUGUUUCUACUAUGUUGCUGCCAUACUGCUAUACCUUCCAAUACAUCGCUCCUGUAGUCUGUCUCUACAGUCUUGCUCUCGGGUUUACCGUAUCACUAAGACUGGUGUUAACCACUGAAGUCGUUGGUCUAGAACAUUCUACAAAGGCAUACAGUGUUCUAUGUGUCACGAGUGGAAUCGCAGGACUAGUUUCCCCUCCUCUUUUUGUAAAUUUAUUCCCAAAAUGUCCACCCAACCAACAAAACCCGAAACAGAUGUCAAGAAUAUGGAAUGUUACCGGAAACAACCAGUGGUACCAGAUGGAGGCUGGGGGUGGGUCGUUUGUUUUGCUGCAGCUUAUUGCUCUUUCAUAGUAAAUGGACUGACAAGUUCUUCUGGAAUAUUCCUUAUUGGUCUCACCAGAAUCUUUGACGACCCAGUAUCGAAGCUGUCUUUAAUCGGAGCUCUAUUAACUGGACUCAGUAUGCUUGCAGCUCCAGUUGCCAGUGUGUUGCUGGUUUACUUUAGCCAUCGGACAGUGAUCAUAUUAGCAGGCCUCCUUGGCUUCACAGGAGCCGUAUUGGGAACGUUUUCUACCAACAGCGAUAUGAUGAUAGCAACAUACGGUAUUAUGUCCGGUGUGUCACUUGGAAUGUCAUUUUUCACGGGGCAAAUCAUUGCAGGAUUCUAUUUUGAAAAGAAGCGUGCUCUGGCAAUAGGAAUAUCGAAUUGUGGUGGUGGAAUGGGGAUACUAGUGGCCAACAUGUUAGUUGAGUACCUCAUAGAGUUUUAUGGACCGAGAGGGACCUUAUUCUUAUUUCAGGGGCUCUUUUGAAUAUUGUUGUUUUUGGAUCGCUUUGCCGACCCCUGCAAUAUGUCUACAAAAAUGUUGAGCAGAAAGAAUCUAAAGCCUCACCAGACGAAACGAACCGAUUUUCUGUGAUACAAAACCAAGAAUCGGGCUCAACGGAAAUUAUUAAACAAAACGAAAUAGUCAAUAAGACAUUUGUUAGCUCAAACGAAAGACACAUUACGUAGGUGCAGUCACGAUCCUGUAUAUUGCACCUCUCAGCGUUUGGUCGUUUGGAAUGAGCCAAAAGAAGUCCGCCAUUUUGAUGUCACUUCUAGGAUUAUUCACAACCAUUGGUGAAAUCUUCCUUGGUGUGUUUGUUGAUUUGCUUCAUUUUAAAAGCAACAACUUAUACAUCUUCUCUCUGCUAAUAUUCGCUAUUACUACCAUAAUGAUGCCAUACUGUUACACCUUCCAGUACAUCGCUCCUGUAGUCUGUAUCUACAGUGUAGCACAUGGGUUUAUUGUUUCACUCAGACUGGUGCUAACCACUGAAGCCGUUGGCAUACAACAUUCAACAAAGGCAUACAGUUUUGUAAGUGUCACCAGUGGAAUUGCGGGUUUAUUUACCCCUCCACUUUUUGCGAUGGAUAAGUUAGAAAUUCGUACAGAUUUGAAAUAUGAGUUCUUUCUUGGAAAUACAGCAUCACAAACAGCUCGGAAUAUUAAUGGAGUAUUUCAUACUAAUUUUAUUAUACAGCAGACAGUAUCAAAUUGGUUUGCAAAAUUUCGUUCUGGUAACUUUGACCUCACAAAUGAGCAACGCGGUCGACCAGAAACAAAGGUGGAUAAUGACGAACUGAAAGCCACAGUCGAGUCAGAUCCAUCCCCAAGUGCCCGUGAAUUAUCGUUGUUGUUUGGUGUUAGCAAGCAAAUAAUAUUGACUCAGCUGGUUCAAAUCGGUAAAGUGAAAAAAGUUGGAUAAUUGGGUUCCACAUGAACUCAAUGAAAAUCAGAAACAUCAACGUUUGGAAGCCUGCAUUAUUUCUCGUCAUAAAAAUGAAUCAUUUUUAAAUCGAAUUGUAACAUGUGAUGAGAAAUGGAUCCAAUACAACAACCGUAAACGUUCAGCACAAUGGUUGGACAAAGACGAGUCACCAAAAGACAGUCCAAAAAGCAAAAUUCAUCAAAAGAAGCUGAUGGUGUGUGUUUGGUGGUCUGGCGCAGGUGUGAUCCACUAUGAUUUCAUUAAACUUGGCUCAUCAAUCACGGCCGAAGUAUACUGCAGCCAACUGGAGCAAAUGAUGCAGAAAUUUACAAAAAACAGCCUAGAUUAGUCAACAGACCCUCUCCUAUUUAAUUGCAAGACAACGCCAGACCACACAUCGUAAAAAUGACAUUGGCGAAACUCCAGGAGUUGGAAUUGGAAGUUCUCCAUCAUCCACCAUACUCACCUGAUAUUGAUACCCCCACUUACCCCCACUUCUUCCAGAAUUGGAAUAACUUUUUGAUUGGAAAAAAUUUAAUUCCGACGAUGCUGUAAAACAGGCCUUCCAAGAUUUUAUUGACUCCAGAUAGCCAGCUUUUACAAUCCCGGGCUGGACAAGCUACCGCUGAAAUGGCAAAAGUGUAUUGACAACAUGGGAGCAUACUUUGAUGAAUAAAACUAUUCCUUGUUUUCAUAAAA
Octopus bimaculoides (California two-spot octopus) is the source of this 4193-nucleotide messenger RNA. Its product is annotated as monocarboxylate transporter 9. Gene Ontology annotation, molecular function: monocarboxylic acid transmembrane transporter activity. Gene Ontology annotation, biological process: monocarboxylic acid transport; transmembrane transport. The record is from RefSeq and is a predicted model, not a curated record. NCBI's taxonomy places the organism in Eukaryota, Metazoa, Mollusca, Cephalopoda, Octopoda, Octopodidae.